AGGAAGGUAGUACACUCCAGAGAGCUGCGCUGAGCUCGUUGAGACACGGACGAAGGCGGCAGCGAGAGCCACAAUCAGCAUCCAACACAAACCCGCUGCACGGGGCUCGGCAGCCAGCCUCCUUCCGUCCCUUCGAGUCCAGCCAUGAAACAGACGUUACUGGAACUCAUGAGGAUGAGCAGGAUCUGCCGGAUGGUGCUGGCCACUUGUUUAGGAUCUUUUAUUCUGGUCAUCUUCUAUUUCCAAAGUAUGUUCCAACCAGUUAUGAGGAGGAACCCAUUCACAGUGGAGGGCUGCUGCCGAAAAGGCUCCAGAAACGCCUUAAAAGAACUGUACAACCCUACACAGGCCGAGUUCUCUGCGGCGGCAGUGUUGCAUCAAGCCCGACGAGAUCAGGUAGUGGACACAUGUCGCGCCCACAGCGCAUCCAACCGCAAGAGACGUGUCCUUACACCCAGUGACCUCAAGCACCUAGUGGUGGAUGAGGAGCAUGAGCUCAUCUACUGCUACGUCCCCAAGGUUGCCUGCACCAACUGGAAACGUGUCAUGAUGGUACUGAGCGGCCGGGGCAAGUACAGUGACCCCAUGGAGAUCCCGUCCAAUGAGGCCCACGUACCUUCCAACCUCAAGACGCUCAACCAGUACAGCAUUCCCGACAUCAACCACCGCCUCAAGAGCUACCUCAAGUUCCUCUUUGUACGCGAGCCCUUCGAGAGGCUGGUGUCUGCCUACCGCAACAAAUUCACACUACGCUACAACACCUCCUUCCACAAACGCUACGGAACGAAAAUCGUUCGGCGAUACCGCAAGAACGCGACGGUCGAGGCGUUGCAAAACGGUGCCGAUGUCAAGUUCCAGGAGUUUGCGGAGUACCUGGUGGACCCGGCCACUCAGAGAGAAGCUCCGUUAAACGAACACUGGCAGACGGUUUACUCGCUAUGCCACCCGUGCCACAUUCACUAUGACCUGGUCGGCAAAUACGAGACUUUGGAGGAAGACGCCAACAACGUGCUAAGGCUGGCUGGGGUCGGCGACUCGUUGCGUUUUCCAUCGUACGCCAAAUCCACUCGUACAACCGACCAGAUGGCGGCGAUAUUUUUCAACAACAUCAGCUCGACGCAGCAGAGCCAGCUCUACCAGCUCUACAAACUGGACUUCCUUAUGUUCAAUUACUCAAUUCCCAGCUACCUAAAACUGCAGUAAACACACAUCUGCAGUUGCGCGCACGCACAUUGUGAGCUCUCAGCUUGUUCAACAAGGUCAACCAAUGGGAGACGGACAUUGGCGGAGGCUGGUUUGGAUUAACCAAACACUUUAAUGUAAAAUUGUAUUUAAAUCCGCAUGGACGGUUGCUUUAUUUUGAUAUGACCAAGGAGCUUUCAGUCAAACUGCAAAAAAGGCAAAUAUGGGACAUUUUGGAAGGAAUUUGCGAUUACAUUUUUGAGACUGGUGUCUGAAAUCCUACUAUAUUUGUCUAUUGAAUUGUAAAUGUUCAGUGUGAAGGCUCCAAUUCCCAAACAUCAAAAGCAAUAUGAGAGAUUACGAGCCAUACCUGCUCAACUGGUUUUAUCUUUUAAUAUUAAUCUGGUUUUAUCUUUUAAUAAUUAAUCCACCACUCGCAACCAUUAUCAAAGCUUCACAGUAAGGAGCGCCUCGAGAAUUAAAGACUUAAUAAGACUUAAGAUAUAAUCAGACUUGUUCUGACUUCAAUUCCCCACUUCUAAUUUUGUGUUCCCUUGGGAAGUUUCCUACGCCUCUCGCUUCUCUCCCAUAGAAGGACUUUGAAUGUGUGUAUUCAAAUGGUGCAUAUUUAAAGGAAGACCUUUUUAUAUGCACACUAAAAUAAGAAUUACAUAAAAGGCAUUGAGUGGUGCCUUACAGAAGGGGUGUGACCAAAUGUGAUUGACAGUGAGUGGCUCCUCCCACUAGGUCAGUGAGUGGGUCGCAUCCGUAGCAGCUGGGAGGUCAGAGGUCACUGCGGGUUCAAGCUUGGCCCUUUUCCAGGGAUCCAGUAAGCAUGCUGUUCCCACAACCCCCUCUUCCCUCCCUUGGUUGGUCUAAAGUAAAUUUAAGGAUUGUUUUUUUAAAUUUUGUAUUUGAUUAUUGUCUAAAGAAAAAGUGGCUGCGAGCAGCACAAUGUAGUAGUAAUUGAAUUACUGUGCGAAAUAGAAAUAAGGAAGAUUUAAUAUUUUGUUUCCAGGAAUGGAAAGCAGCCCUGCUGGAAAAAAAAGCCUUAGCUGGUUUGCUGGCCUUAGCUGGUCUCCCAGCCUGGUCAGGCUGGUCUGUUUGCUGGUUUUAAAGGGGGUUUGAUCAUCUAGAUCAGGUUUUCCAGGCUGGGAGACCACUAAGGCCAUCUUAAACCAGCUAAGACCAGCAAACCAGGCUGGUUUAAGCUGUUUUUUUGUUUGUUUUUUUUCCAGCAGGGAGCUUAGAGGUAGAGAUUUUAAUUGUUAUAAUUUCUUCAUAUUUCAUUUUGCCUCUUAUGCAGAGCACUGUUGCCAGGAUACCUCGCUGGUUGUUUUGUGAGGAGUGAACGGAAAACGGGCAGGACUUCGUUUUCUGAGCUGUUCUCAUGGGAAAGUUUCACACACUGGUGUGUGUUUGAGCGAGGGAAAGAGAAACUACAAGCAAAUCUGUUCAAUCCAUUAGAUGAUUGCUUCUUCUAAAUGUCUUUCCCAAUUUAGGCAGUUCAAAGGAACACUGUAAUUUAGUGAGCUGUCUUUUUAUGACCUUUUAUUUGCUUUGAUGGUGCACGAAAAUUAUGAAAUUUCUUAUUUAUAUGUGCAAUGGCCACAAGUGUGCACGUCCAAGUUCUUUUUAUGGACCAAAGUCUCAUGCUGGCAAAGAUGGCCCAAUGCAGGGCUAAAAGGCUUGCUUUAAAAAAAAGCAUCCAGGGUUUAUUUGACCUGAAUAAUUGAGUGCUGAUUAGCAUGAUUUUUAGGCGCAGGGUCUUAGGGUGGAGACCACACAAACACAACUGUCAAAAUCAAGCCACAAGAUAUCAACCUCUCUAUUCUCUUUACUUCUCAUUCGUUCUAUUUCUGUUGCUAUUCCUUUCUCACGCUGCUUUUCCUAAAUCUUACCCCCUAGAGAGAGUAUUAAGAAAUUUUGUUAUCCCCAUGCCAGUUUGUCGCCAAGUUCCUGGACAGAAGCAGUUGAGAGUGAAAAAUGUCUUUGCUGUUGUUGAGCUGUCUGUAACGUGGACAGAAUUAGAAAGGGUUUGAUCUAGAGGCGGUAUCUGUCGAUCACACUCGUUCCCGUGGCUUGGCAUCGCUUGUGUGUAGAUUGCAUCACUGUAUUACUAAUAUUGUAGUAACCAUUUUUUUUGGCAGAAACCAUAGUUUUAAUGCAAUUAACCAUGGUGUUAGUACGGUAAAUUGGUGUUAUUAUAGUAACCAUGGUUAAUUUUGUGGUUACUGUAAAUGUACAAAAGAUACCAUGGUGAAACCAUGGUUUCUGACACUAUUUGCACCAGGGUGCAAUUAGUAUCUACCAUUAUUUGCACCAGGGAUGGGGUGCAAAUAAUAUCUGACAAUAUUUGCACUGAGGUGUAAAUAGCAUAUACCAUUAUUUGCAUCAGGGUGCAAACGGCUUCAGUUACAGUACCAUCCAUAUUGGAAUUUCAUCCCUAAACGCAUCACUAGGGUUCCAAUAGACUUGAAUAAUCCCAGUUUAGCAAAGUCCUCUUUCACUGACGCAUAAAACCAUUGUCAAAACCAGCUGUUAUAUUGCAGUAGUUGCCUGUUCAAAUCUCUGUUCUCAUUCCUAGCCAGAACAGGAAAUGAGUUUCUAGCAAAACGAAUCAAUCUGGAUCAGCAUUUCUCCUACUUAAUUUGAUUCAUCAGCUCAGAAAACAAAGUGUGUCCAGAUUUGGGUUGAAUGUGUUUUAUUUAAUUUGUUCUGUAAUAACAAACACGGUACGGCCUCAUUACAGCCGUGCUGAUACACGCAUUAGUGCCCACAUUAGCAGCAGGCACAGUGCCUUUCAAACACUCAGUAUCAUCAAAUGCACUCUAGCACAUAUAGUACAGCUCACUUUCAUACACGACAGAGUGCCUUCAUGCACAUUAACACUUAAAUAUACACCGCAGGAUCUCACCUCAAGGCUCACCAUCCAUCCACGCAAACCCGCUCACAUGGUUUACCUGUUGCUGUAUUUGCCUGUAGUUUAAUUAAUGUCUAUAUUUGUUCAGUGCAGUCACAUGUCCUUUGAAAUCACACCUAAGCAGCCAUGUUUUUGGGUGUGUAUGUAUGUGGUUUCCCACUGCAAAAAAUGAUUUUCUUACUGAGUACUUUUGUCUUGUUUUCCAGUAAAAAUAUCUAUACAUUCUUUUUUUCUCUCUCUCUCUCUCCCCUUUUUCUCCCCAAUUUGGAAUGCCCAAUUCCCAAUGCGCUCUAAGUCCUCGUGGUGACUCGCCUCAAUCCGGGUGGCGGAGGACGAAUCUCAGUUGCCUCUGCAUCUUAUCACAUGACUUGUUGAGCACGUUACCGUGGAGACAUAGUGCGUGUGGAGGCUUCACGCUAUUCUCUGUGGCAUCCAUGCACAACUCACCAUGCGCCCCACCGAGAGCGAAAACCACAUUAUAGCGACCACGAGGAGGUUACCCCAUGUGACUCUACCCUCCCUAGCAACCGGGCCAAUUUGGUUGCUUAGGAGACCUGGUUGGAGCACUCAGCACACCCUGGAUUCGAACUUGCGAAUACAGGGGUGGUAGUCAGCAUCUUUACUCAUUGAGCUACCCAGGGCCCAAAAAUAUCUAUAAAUUCUUAAAACAAGAUACAUUUAUUUGAGAAGCAAAAUGACAUGAGAUAUUUCGUCUUGUUUUCAGAGAAAUCGAUAUUUUUUUUACAUUCAUGCUUAAAACAAGAAAAAAACUAUUUACCAAUGUGGUAAGACAAAAAAAAAAAAAAAACUUGUUUCAAAUGGAAAGCAAGCUUAUUUUUCUUACACCACUGAAAAAUAGUAAUUUUUUUAUUUUAAGCAUAAACCCCACCAAUUUUGCGAGAUUUCUCUGAAAACAAGACUCAGUUGAGCUUCUCAUGUAUUUGUUUCUCAUUUUAAUUAUUUUUAGAUAUUUUUACUGGAAAAUAAGACAAAAAUACUAGUAAAAAAUACUGUGUGGUGCUUUGCAAAGAAUCAUUCUCUUAAUUAUGUUUUCCAGUACAAAUAUCUAAACAACUUUAAAACAAGAUAAAUUCACUUGAGAAACAAAGAUUUGUCUUCAGAGAAUAUACCUUGAGUUUAUUUUGUUUACCCCAUUGGCAUAUUUUUUUUAAGCAUAAAACUUAUAAAUGAUUUAUUUUAAGCAUAAAUCUCACACUAAUUUUUUUAAAUGUGGUUUAUGCUUAAAACUAGAAGAAAAAACUGCCUGUGGGAUAAAAAAAAAAACUUAAUUUAAGAUAUAUUCUCUGAAAACUAGUCUUUAUAUCUUAAGCAUAUUUUGCUUCUUAAGUAAAUGUAACAUUACUGAAAAACGACAAAAAUUUUGAUUAUAUAUAUAUAUUUAUAUAUAUUUUUUUUUUUGCAAUUUGUGUUAAUUUGGCUGGCUGAUUUGCGUUUUUAAGCAAUUAUCAGGCUCACAAACAUUGUUAAACAAGCCACAAUCUAAUUUAUUUAUUUAUUCUUUGAUGUCGACACAGAAAUGUUCUCUUUUUUUUUCCUUUUCAUUAUUCAGGAUGGACUCUGUCGGGUCACUGGGUCGGACCCAUGUCCUGUAAAUGAGAAAAAUACAAACCAAGUGAACUGUCUGAUCAAUGCACUCCCUGGAGUCUUUCUCUCUCUCUCUCUUUAUGUUUUCUCAAUAAAGCUGAAACAGAAACCCUACAGGCCAA
Myxocyprinus asiaticus (Chinese sucker) is the source of this 5832-nucleotide messenger RNA. RefSeq names its product carbohydrate sulfotransferase 11. The record is from RefSeq and is a predicted model, not a curated record. NCBI's taxonomy places the organism in Eukaryota, Metazoa, Chordata, Actinopteri, Cypriniformes, Catostomidae. Gene Ontology annotation, biological process: proteoglycan biosynthetic process; carbohydrate biosynthetic process. Gene Ontology annotation, molecular function: sulfotransferase activity. Bases 145 to 1203 code for a protein of 352 amino acids. Gene Ontology annotation, cellular component: membrane. The transcript has 3 exons.